GAAAGAAAGAAAGAAGGAACGUUUAUUAAAUUGUCCCCACAGCAAUCCGCAUUAUUGUUUUUUCCUCAUCUUCUCGUCUUGCUCUCUUUCCCAUCCAAAUCGCCGCUCCUCUCCGGCCUCCAUUCCUGCCUCUUCUCUUCUCUGUCUAUUCUAGUUCUAAUUUUUGUUUUUAAAAUUUUUGUUUUGGACGAAAGCAAAGCAGCAAGCAACGUCUGUUCUCUUCUUCCAUCUUCUCCCCCACCCGAAACCCCAGUUGCGUUUUUUUUUUUUGUUCUUUUCUUUUGGGCAACAAAAACAUGUGAAGCUCUCUCGUCUGACUCCGAUCUCCAUCACAGAUUUAAUCUGUACUGAAUUGCUCUUUUUUCUUUCUUUAAAUUCAGACUGCAUCUUCUCUCUCUCUCUCUCUCUCUCUCUCUCUCUCUCUCUCACACACACACACACACACACACACAUUUCUGGGACAAGAGGAGAAGAUGAUGCUGAGAAAAUGGGUGAUGUUGAUGUUGCUCGUCACGGUUCUUGCCCCAAUCGUUCUUUACACUGAUCGACUCGCACGAUUCAGCAAGGCCUGGUCUUCCAGAAACGACUUCAUCACUGAUGCUUCAACCUUCGCUUUUGGGGGUGAUAUCAGGCAACUAAAUCUGCUUCCGCAGGAAUCCUUCAAAACCCUAGAAGAGCCAAUCCGGAUUAUCUACUCCGACGGCUCAACCAAUACUAGGAAUUCAGCUCAAGAUUUGCCAUCACAGAAAUCUGUAGAGCAUAAAUCCCGAGCAUUAUAUACAACGGACAAUGAAGAUCAAUCUGAAAAGGAACACCCCAUCAGGCAGGUAACUGAUGGGGUUCAUCGAGCAGAUCAGAGUGGAUUCUUGCAAAAACCUCAAUCAACUGGUGAAAAUGGAAGCAGUCAAGCAAAAAAAUAUUCCAAGAGAAAAAAAGAAAAACCCUGGAAGACAUCCCUUAGUGCCUCUGAAAAUAUGGAAAUGAAACAUGAUCUGCGAUCUUCUCAAACCUCGGGCAAAGUUGAUACAAAAGAAUCCAUAAAGCCUAAAACUGAGAAACAGAGUGAUGCAGCUGUGCCUGAUGCACUGGUUCGACGCCUCAAAGAUCAGCUCAUCAGAGCAAAGGUGUACCUUUCUCUUGCAGCUACAAAAAACAAUCCACACUUUAUAAGGGAGCUCCGACAACGGAUGAGGGAAGUUCAACGAACAGUUGAUGAUGCAACCAAGUCUCCUGAGCUACCAAGGAAUAUCAAUGAGAGAUUAAAGGCAAUGGAGCAAACAUUGGCUAAAGGCAAGCAAAUUCAAGAUGAUUGUGCUACUGUUGUAAAGAAGCUCCGUGCUAUCCUUCACUCAACAGAAGAGCAGCUUCGAGUGCAUAAGAAGCAGACCAUGUUUUUGACACAGUUAACUGCAAAAACGCUUCCUAAAGGUCUUCAUUGUCUCCCAUUACGCCUUUCAACUGACUACUAUGCCUUAAAUUCUUCACAACAGCAUUUUCCAAAUCAAGAGAAUUUAGAAGACCCAAGGCUGUAUCACUAUGCACUAUUUUCGGAUAAUAUAUUGGCAGCAGCAGUUGUUGUGAACUCGACUGUUUCCCAUGCUAAGGAUCCAUCAAACCAUGUUUUUCACAUUGUCACCGAUAGGCUCAAUUAUGCAGCGAUGAGGAUGUGGUUUCUUGCAAAUCCACCAGGAAAAGCCACUAUUCAGGUUCAGAAUGUUGAAGAAUUUACAUGGUUGAAUACUAGUUAUAGUCCAGUGCUCAAGCAGUUGAGCUCUCCAUCCAUGAUAGACUAUUAUUUCAAGGCUCAUCGUGCUAAUUCUGAUUCUAAUUUGAAGUUCCGGAACCCAAAGUACCUUUCUAUCCUGAACCAUCUUCGUUUUUACCUGCCAGAGAUAUUCCCCAAACUCAACAAAGUGCUGUUCUUGGAUGAUGAUGUAGUAGUGCGGAAGGAUCUGAGUGGCCUUUGGUCUCUUGAUCUAAAAGGGAAUGUUAAUGGUGCAGUUGAGACCUGUGGAGAAAUUUUUCACCGCUUUGACCGUUAUCUCAACUUCUCAAAUCCUCUCAUUUCUAAGAAUUUUAAUGCUCAUGCUUGUGGAUGGGCUUAUGGGAUGAAUAUUUUUGAUUUGGAGGAAUGGAAGAGGCAAAAAGUCACAGAGGUCUACCACAAAUGGCAAAAGCUGAAUCAUGAUAGACAGUUGUGGAAGCUUGGAACACUGCCCCCUGGUCUCAUAACAUUUUGGAACCGCACUUGUCCUCUUGAUCGAUCUUGGCAUGUCCUGGGCCUUGGUUACAAUCCAAAUGUUAGUCAGAAGGAAAUCGAACGUGCUGCUGUGAUACAUUACAAUGGAAACAUGAAACCCUGGCUUGAGAUCAGCAUACCCAAGUUCAGAAACUACUGGGCAAGAUUUGUUGAUUAUGAUCACGUGUAUCUGCAAGAGUGCAACAUCAAUCCAUAAUGCAAACCUUGUGGUAUCAUUAAUCAUUAUGUUUCUUUCCAAGUACCUUUGUGCCCAUUUAUAUAUUUUUGAGCUCUGCAUCUAUUCACUGUGAGUUCUUGUUAAGCAAGAAGCUUUUUGAGUUCAAUUCUUUCUGUAAACAUUUUUCUUUUAUUUUCUCCUUUUUAAGAGCACUGUAGAUUUUGUGCCACAAUUCAUGAUAUGAUGCAUCCAGUUGUUGCUGAUUUGUGGAACAGCAGAUGCAUUUGUAUUUCUUGGGAGGUAGUUGCAAGUGUAUAAUGUCUUCUUUAGGCCCAUGUAUAUUAUACUUGUCUUGUAGUAGUAUUCUUCCUGUUGCUGUUCUUUCUUUUUCUUUAUCAUUUUUUAAUAAAAAAAUAAUGCUGUCUUUGGGUA
Molecule: messenger RNA, 2849 nt
Organism: Malania oleifera
Lineage: Eukaryota; Viridiplantae; Streptophyta; Magnoliopsida; Santalales; Ximeniaceae
Product: probable galacturonosyltransferase 4
Exons: 9
Coding region: 474-2456 (660 amino acids)
Molecular function (GO): polygalacturonate 4-alpha-galacturonosyltransferase activity
Source: RefSeq, a predicted model, not a curated record